Messenger RNA from Pseudophryne corroboree (corroboree frog), 1911 nucleotides. RefSeq names its product ATPase H+ transporting V0 subunit d1 (gene ATP6V0D1). NCBI's taxonomy places the organism in Eukaryota, Metazoa, Chordata, Amphibia, Anura, Myobatrachidae. Gene Ontology annotation, biological process: vacuolar acidification; vacuolar transport; proton transmembrane transport. Gene Ontology annotation, cellular component: lysosomal membrane; early endosome; proton-transporting V-type ATPase, V0 domain. The coding region runs from base 171 to 1226 and encodes 351 amino acids. The record is from RefSeq and is a predicted model, not a curated record. The transcript is spliced from 8 exons. Gene Ontology annotation, molecular function: proton-transporting ATPase activity, rotational mechanism.
GGCCUCCACCAUCCUGACAGCAGGCUCGUCAUGUGACCUGGUGGUGGGGCUGUUAUCACGUGACUCAUUCCAGCUGCUCUCCGGGUCCGGCGGCCGCUGCACUGACGUCAUUCAUCCCUCCGCCGGGGCCUCACGGAUACCGAUCACUGCUGUUCCCCCCCGCCGCCGCCAUGACGUCCUUCUCCGAGCUCUACUUCAACGUGGAUAGCGGAUACCUUGAAGGCCUGGUCCGCGGGUUCAAGGGCGGGAUCCUGUCACAGGGGGACUACUUGAACCUGGUGCAGUGCGAGACCCUGGAGGAUCUUAAGUUGCACCUGCAGAGCACAGACUAUGGAACCUUCCUGUCCAACGAAGCCUCGCCCCUCGCUGUUUCUGUCAUCGACGACAAGCUGAAGGAAAAGAUGGUGGUGGAGUUCAGACAUAUGAGGAAUCAGUCAUAUGAGCCGCUGGCCAGCUUCAUGGAUUUCAUCACGUACAGCUACAUGAUUGACAAUGUUAUCUUGCUGAUUACGGGGACCUUGCACCAGCGCUCAAUUUCCGAGCUAGUACCCAAGUGCCACCCAUUGGGGAGCUUUGAACAGAUGGAAGCUGUUAACAUCGCCCAGACGCCCGCAGAGCUGUACAAUGCCAUCCUGGUUGACACUCCUUUAGCUGCAUUUUUCCAAGACUGCAUAUCGGAACAGGACCUUGACGAAAUGAACAUUGAAAUCAUCAGAAACACACUCUACAAGGCUUACUUGGAAUCCUUCUACAAGUUUUGCAAAGGGCUUGGAGGAACUACCGCAGAUGCCAUGUGUCCCAUUCUGGAGUUUGAAGCUGACCGCCGGGCGUUUAUAAUCACCAUUAAUUCAUUUGGCACGGAGCUCUCCAAAGAAGACCGUGCCAAGCUGUUUCCACACUGCGGUAAACUGUACCCUGAAGGGCUGGCUCAGUUGGCGAAAGCUGAUGACUACGAGCAGGUCAAAACAGUAGCUGACUAUUACCCAGAGUACAAACUGCUGUUUGAAGGAGCAGGAAACAAUCCAGGAGAUAAAACACUUGAAGACAGAUUCUUUGAACACGAGGUGAAACUGAAUAAGUUGGCCUUUCUAAACCAGUUCCACUUCGGUGUAUUUUAUGCCUUUGUCAAGCUAAAAGAGCAGGAGUGCCGGAAUAUCGUGUGGAUUGCAGAGUGCAUCGCCCAGAGGCACCGAGCCAAGAUCGACAACUACAUUCCUAUCUUCUAGAUAUUCUUCGCGCACCUGGUCUCCCACUGCUCUCCUCCCUGCAGACACUUCCUCUGCCUUACGGUCUGAUCCAAUCCAUGAAGUGGGCAUGACGUAUAAAGUUUUAAGAUUCAACAAAGUUUAUUUUAACUGAUCCAGUAGCCGGUUUUGCUAUAUUUAUGGCAUUUAACCACGGCGAGUUUGUCAUCCCUGCAAGGCCUGCCUUUCCACUGGCUGUGAAGGAGUUAACGAUCGGUUUAACCCUUCAGAAUCUUCCUAUGAAGAUUGUGAUGUAUAGACCUAGAUGUGUGUGUGUGUGUGCGCGCACAGACGCUACGGGUGCUGUACAAAUGUCAGACUUUAGUUCUCUUACCUGAAUCUGCAUCAUUCACCACUAGUCUUGGUGUGUUGGGAUUCACUGGUCAUUUCUCCGUUCCUCCCAUCACUUACUGAAAGACUCGUCAAUGCAGUGAUAAGCGGAACAGGGAAUCCCCAGUGACUCUCAACCACGGCAGGGCCUGGCUCAGUAAUGAUAUGGGGACUCCUGUGAAGGUUGUGAACGGGUGACAAAUGGUAUCUUAGAUGUGAGGGGACAUGUUCAUUGUGGUCCACUUAGCGUAGGAAUAUAUUUGUUGUACUGUAUUAUGUUGUAACCUCUCUCACUGUAUCAUAAUAGGUGUUUACACAAAUAAAAGUGUCACUCCCA